Molecule: messenger RNA, 1995 nt
Organism: Cryptomeria japonica (Japanese cedar)
Lineage: Eukaryota; Viridiplantae; Streptophyta; Pinopsida; Cupressales; Cupressaceae
Product: GABA transporter 1
Exons: 7
Coding region: 240-1607 (455 amino acids)
Cellular component (GO): plasma membrane
Source: RefSeq, a predicted model, not a curated record
ACGUAACCAAAUCUUCUCCGCAACCAUUUAGUUUUUCUAGUCAACUGGUAAUUAUUGGUCAAGGUUUUCCACUAUGAGGUUUUCCACUUACCAGUGACUAAUGGCAAAGAAUAAAAGUUUUGCCACGUGGCAGGACCUAUAAGUUUUCAAAGCUCAACCCCAGUUAUUGGGGUCCCUUGGAGGAGUUUGGAAACAAUUGUAGAAUAAUAUUAUUAAGCUCAGUUCUUAGAAGAUCUGUCAUGAAAACUGAGAUGGGUCCUGGUAAUAGGGAAGGAGAUUUGAAUGGCACAGCAAAGGUUCAACCCUUAGAUGCAGGCGCCCUCUUUGUCUUAGAAUCCAAAGGAACAUGGAUUCAUGCUGGCUUUCAUUUGACAACCUCCAUAGUGGCCCCUGCACUUCUCAGCUUGCCAUUUGCUUUUGCUUCUCUUGGAUGGGCUGCAGGAGUAAUAUGCCUCACAAUUGGGGCAGUGGUCACUUUCUAUUCAUAUAAUCUCCUUUCCCUGGUGCUUGAGCAUUUGGAAUUGCAGGGAAACAGACAAUUGAGGUUCAGAGAUGUCAGCUAUCAUGUUAUGGGACCCAUGUGGGCUAAGUUCCUGGUAGGACCUAUACAGUUUGCAGUAUGCUAUGGAGCUGUUAUAGGGUGCACCCUGCUCGGUGGGCAAACUCUUAAGUUUAUAUAUACUAUUUAUCACCCAGGUGGAGGGAUGAAGCUAUAUGAAUUUAUCAUUUGCUUUGGAGGGUUGAUGUUGAUUCUGGCUCAGAUGCCUUCCUUUCAUUCUCUGAGACACAUUAAUCUUGUGUCCUUUGUUCUCUGCUUUGCUUACAGUAUCUGUGCAGUGAUCGGUUCCAUUCAUGCAGGCAAUUCAAAAGAAGAAUCUGAGAAAGAUUAUUCUUUGGUUGGUAGCACACCAAGCAAAAUAUUUGGGGCUUUGAAUUCUUUCUCAAUCAUCGCUACCACUUUUGGGAAUGGAAUCAUUCCAGAAAUUCAAGCAACUCUGGCGCCUCCUGUAUCAGGAAAGAUGUUCAAAGGAUUGUCUAUAUGUUAUGUAGUGGUGGUGUCCACAUUCUACUCUGUGGCAAUUUCGGGCUACUGGGCUUUUGGCAACAAGGCAGCAGGAACUAUCUUUAGCAAUUUCGUCCCAUCUGAGGGGCAUCUGUUUCUUCCCAAAUGGUUUCUACUCAUGGCUAACAUGUUUGUGCUUCUCCAAGUAUCUGCAGUUGGAAUGGUCUAUUUGCAACCAGCAUUUGAAGUGUUAGAACGAAAAUCUGCAGAUGUGAAACAGGGUAGAUUUUCUCUACGAAAUCUGCUACCCAGAUUAAUUUUAAGGACAGUAGCAGUAGUGAUUGCCACACUUUUGGCUGCAAUGCUUCCAUUCUUUGGGGAUAUUAAUGCAGUAAUUGGUGCUUUUGGGUUCAUGCCAUUAGAUUUUGUCUUACCAAUGGUCUGCUACAACCUGACUUUCAAGCCCUCUAAAAGAAGCAUGAUAUUCUGGGUCAAUAUCAUUAUUUCUGUAGUAUUUUCUAUCAUGGCUCUUUUGGGAUGUGUUGCAGCUAUUCGUCAAAUCUCCCUAGAUGCCAGCAGUUAUAAACUCUUUGCAAAUGUAUAAUCUAUACCAGUGAUUUUUUCUCAGGAAUUCAUUUAAUUCAUCUUUACUAUUUGCAUCAAUCUCUGCCACAAGCGCAUGUGCAGACUUCAGUUGCAUGUUAACCAUUAGGUUUUAGCGGUAGUUUUGCCGUGAGAUUCUCUACUACCUACCGAAGCGCUAACUUCAUUGUAAGAAAUGAUGAAUUACAUGCACUUGAACUCUUAUGGAAUUCACUCCAGCCUCUCUGGAUUGAAUCUGGGCCACAUUUGGAGAUUUGCGCUAGUCUAGUGAAAUCUUUACCAAAAAAUUCUCUCUGUUAUAUCAAUAAAAGUAUCUUCACUUAAAAAGUCUGAGAUUCUUUAUGUGCUACUGGUCAACAUGUUAUCUCAAUAAAUAAUGGUUUAGAAUC